Messenger RNA from Umbelopsis ramanniana AG, 1166 nucleotides. RefSeq lists its product as uncharacterized. The record is from RefSeq and is a predicted model, not a curated record. The transcript has 5 exons. Lineage: Eukaryota; Fungi; Mucoromycota; Umbelopsidomycetes; Umbelopsidales; Umbelopsidaceae. The coding region runs from base 249 to 1046 and encodes 265 amino acids.
CGCAAAGUCAUGAUCUCGCACGUCGAUAAUGACAUAAUCUUUCUUUGGAACUUUUGUCUUGUUUUUCAGAAGUUGUAUGAUUUCUGUGUCGUGAACAAGUGGGGCGGUAAACGAGGACAUGGUAAACGGCUCCUGUUAGAUGGUUUCUCUCUUGACUUGGUAGGAAAUGAACCGUGACGGCCUUUUACAUAAAACUCAAAGCUGCCAAAAAUGAGCCGCUUGGCGAUCAAACACUUUCCUUCGAAACAAUGUAUAACGGCAUUGGAUUGUCUACACCUCGUGGUUCAGGAACCAACGGUUAUGUUGUUCGAAAUUUAUCCUCUCUGCGCCCUCAAAAUACAAAGCCUAGAGAACAGUUUGGAUCCUAUGGUGAUGCACAAAGAUCAAGUCCAGCUAUUAGGCAGCCUAACCAAGAGAUUCUUCUUCAUGAUCGCAAGCGACAAAUUGAAGUAGAAUGUUUAAAGUUGAAAAUGACUCUUGAAGAUGAUGGCAUCCCUGAAGACGAAAUUGAAGCCAAAGUACAACAGUUGAGAGAAUCCUUGCUUUCAAAGCUGGAAUCUGUGAAAGCCAAAGACGCAAAAAGUUUACGCACUCACGAGACACAUCAGCUCUCAGAGGCUAAGCAGUUUGAAAACAAAAAGAUGAUGCAAGCUUUGAGAAUUCAGGAAACUGAUUAUGUUGAAGGUGCGGCAUUUGAUCAAGAGCUUCAAAAGAAGCUGAAGCAGGAACGCAUCGCCAAAAGAGAGGCUGAAUGGGCAGAACGACAAGCACAGCGUGAAAAGGGCCGAAGAAAACCCAGUCCUCGACGAUCCAGAAAUACUAAGAGAGACAGAAGCCCAUCAGAGCCUCGCCGAUCAAGGAGUCCUGAUCCAAAGCAUCGCAGAAUCUCAGAAAGGCGUCACCCGUCAGCGAGUCCUGUCAAGGAAGACGAAAAAGUACCUGAGAGAGGCCGUCCUCUUCGUCGAUCCAGAACGACAGAAGCUACAGCUCCGAUAGCAGAGACAGCAGAGAUCGAUCGCCUCCUCGUCGACGUUAAUUGUAGUUAGUUUGAGCAUAAUCCAUUGGUAUAACAUACAGAGAACAUGUACUCUCAACUUUGGAUACAAUAUAUAUCUAAAAAUUAAAAAAGACAACGGUUGGUACAAACUACUGCAAAGCAUAGGAAA